Drosophila sulfurigaster albostrigata is the source of this 1713-nucleotide messenger RNA. Its product is annotated as bromodomain-containing protein DDB_G0271118-like. The coding region runs from base 1450 to 1638 and encodes 62 amino acids. The record is from RefSeq and is a predicted model, not a curated record. NCBI's taxonomy places the organism in Eukaryota, Metazoa, Arthropoda, Insecta, Diptera, Drosophilidae. The transcript is spliced from 2 exons.
GCGCUGGUCGCAGUUGCAAGCAUCGCCAUCGCCAUCGUCGUUGCCUUCAACGUUAGCUGGCAGUCGUUGUCGUUGUUGUUGUUGCUGCUUUUAUUAUAAAUUUUUGCUGGCGCUGGUUCGUUGCUGGGUUUUAUUUUUUCAUCGUUGUCGUCGUUUUCGUCGUCGUCGUCUUGCCUGACGUUAUACCAGCCAACGCCAUCGCAUGCUUCACCUUCGCCCCACCGCACUCACACACACACACACUCUCUCAUACAUAUACGCUAUACACAGAUACAGGCAUACAGAUAUACACGCACACACUCGCUAUACAGACACUCAAACAGUCACACACUUUGUGCGGCUGCUUUGCUCUCACUCUUCCUCCCACAGCGCUUCCCCGCUCUCCCCACUCACGCUCCCAUUCGGUUCACUCCACUCUCCCCACCAGCGUCGCUGCUGCGACGAAGUUUCUUGUUUUCUUUCAACGUCGCUGAUGCCGCUGUCGCUGUUGCUGCUGCUGCCUCCUCUUUGCUUGUCGUAAUUUUACUUGAUUUUUUUCUGCCUUUGCUUCUUCUUCUUCUCUUUUUUUUUGUCGUUUUCUUUGUUGCUGCUGCUGCUGUCGUUGUUGUUGCUGUUAUUGUUGUUGUUGUUGCUGUGUGCUGCUUUCAGUGCGCUCGUUGGCUCGUUCGUUGUUUGUUGGCGUUUUUCAUUUGUGUUGCUGUUGGGUCUUUUUUUCUUUUUCUUUUUUGCUGCUGCUGCCGUUGCUGUGGCUGUUGCCAGAGAGUUGGUUUCGAAAUAAACUUUAAUGCGAACAUUCGUUCGGUUGAGUUUCAGUUUCUGUUGCUCUGUUAAAUUCGGUAAAAAAUGUGCGCAGUCAGCUUCAGCUAUUGCUACUGCAGCUUGAGAUGCAAUUGCAGGCUGAACUCCACUAUAAAAUCUAUAAUAUUUUUAUUCUCUAAUUUUUCUGUGGUGAUUAAUGAUUAUUUAAAAGAUAUUUUUAAUUGAAAUUGUCUUUAAGAACUAGCAUAUGUAUAUAUGGAAUUGCUAAGGAAUUGUACUUCGGAGUCUAAUGCCUACUCAAUUGCUGCAACAGCUGCGCGCGUUUUUCAAAAACCUUCGCGCAGGCGAAGCAAUCCCAAGCAAUCGACCAAGCGACCAAACAACCGUAUAGACCAACCAUCCAACCAAGCAGCAAUAGCUACAAAACAGCAGCAGCAUUCCGGCAACUUGAAUGCUGCUGCUGUUGUACAUUAAGCUUAAGCUGCGUUGAGUUUCACUAUAAAAUGAAUAUGAGUUUUCGUUGCUGUUUUGCUGUUGGUUUGGCACGCAAACGCACCGACGAGCCAAACAACCUAUACGAUACGAUACGAAACGAAAUGAAACGAAUGAACGAACGAACGUCCUCGACAAGCCCUGGCAGCAGCAACCACUUCAACAGCAGCAACAGCAACAACAGCCACAGCAGCAGCAAUGAGCUACGAGCAACCAGCAAUCUCCCACCUCAAGCGCCGCGCCGUUUGCUAUACAAACUCAAAAUAUACAAAAAGCAGCAGCACCAACAACAACAACUACAACUACAAUAUCAUCAACAGCAACAACAAAAACAACAACAACAGCAACGUCGACAUUUGGGACGUUCGUUCGUUCACCGCAGCUUGACGCCUUUCGAACUUAUUCUCUCUUUUUAAGCUUUGAAAUGUCGCCUAAACGGGCUUUACAUCUUAUCAUGUGUUC